AUGGCGGCGGACAUGGGUUCGUCGUCGCGAUCGGGACUAGGGGAGGAAGCGAAACUUGAGGAGAUGCUCAAGAACAUGGAACUCUUGGAUGAGGAACUUGACGAUGUGGUCAUUGGGAAGGAUCAAGCGAAGCGAUUCAAGGAGGAUGCCCGGUGGUUGGCGAUUGCAAGGGCCAACACGGACAUGUCUUUUAGCUCGUCUUCUCUGUUCGAUACAAUGAAAUUCGUCUGGGGUCUGGCGCAAACGCCGAAGUUCAGAGAGGCAGGCUCAAACAGAUUCAUCUUCCAGAUGUUCUGUCUGGGGGAUUGGAAGAAGGUAGUCCACGGAGGCCCUUGGCUCUUUCGAAACUACGCAGUGGUGAUCGAGGAUUACGAUGGCAAAACUGAUCCGGAGGAAUAUGCCCUAGAUGGGGUGUUUCUAUGGGCACAGAUCCACAAAGUUCCUGACCUGUACUGUCAUCCAGAGGUGGUGGACGAGUUAGCACGCAGAAUCGGGAAAGUUAGAGAGGUUCCGCUUCGGCCUACUCUAUACUAUGAGGGUGACUAUGUAAGAGUUAGGGUUAGGGUUCUGACGGCGAAACCUUUGACAAGAUUUACCCCUCUUAAUGUUGAGGGAGAGGGGAGGAAGAUGAUGGUGGUGAAAUAUGAGAAGGUUUCGUUUUUUUGUAAAAUCUGUGGAAUCAUGGGACAUGGUUUUGAGGAGUGUGGUAAUGGCAUAUGGGAGGAAAAGGACAAGAAGUGGGGUAGUUGGAUGCUUGCAAAACGCAAGACAGUAUCAUAUGCCUAG
Molecule: messenger RNA, 786 nt
Organism: Aegilops tauschii subsp. strangulata
Lineage: Eukaryota; Viridiplantae; Streptophyta; Magnoliopsida; Poales; Poaceae
Source: RefSeq, a predicted model, not a curated record